AUGGUGGAAGUGAAAGUGAUACUGACAGCAGCAAUGGAAAUUGGGAUGAAAGAUUCAGAAUAUGACCAUGAUGAUUCUGAGAAUGAGUAUGAAGAACAUGGUUCAACUGGUAAUGGUGAUGAACAAGGGUCAGAUGGUAAUGGUGGUGAGCAAGGGUCAGGGGGUGCGAAACAGAAAGCUUCUACAUUAGCAGGUAGAAAAAGAAAGGUGCAGUCGAAACCCCUAAAGAAUUACAAAUAUGACGAGGGAAACUACGAUUACAAUAGUGGGUCAGAGGUUGAACCAGAUUCCGAGGAAGACUUGGACAGUCUAAAUGGAUCAGAUGAUGAAGAUAUAGAGAAGCCUUUGGUAUUUCAUCCAAAGGACAUGGAGAAGCCACCCCUUCAAUGUGGUUUGGCUUUUAGUUAUCGGGCUGAAUGUAAAGAAGCAAUCAGACGAUGGAAUAUAAGAAGAGCUAGGAGAUGGAGGUUCAAGAAAAAUGACAAACGGAGAAUUAAGGCUGUGUGCAGGAUAGGGAAAGAUAUUUGUGACUGA
Oldenlandia corymbosa var. corymbosa is the source of this 534-nucleotide messenger RNA. NCBI's taxonomy places the organism in Eukaryota, Viridiplantae, Streptophyta, Magnoliopsida, Gentianales, Rubiaceae. The record is from the annotation of a GenBank genome assembly.